This is a messenger RNA of Pelodiscus sinensis (Chinese soft-shelled turtle), 1193 nucleotides long. It is a transcript of the gene BNIP1, whose product is annotated as BCL2 interacting protein 1. The record is from RefSeq and is a predicted model, not a curated record. Gene Ontology annotation, biological process: retrograde vesicle-mediated transport, Golgi to endoplasmic reticulum. NCBI's taxonomy places the organism in Eukaryota, Metazoa, Chordata, Testudines, Trionychidae. Gene Ontology annotation, molecular function: SNAP receptor activity. Gene Ontology annotation, cellular component: SNARE complex; endoplasmic reticulum.
CCGUAGUUCGCAAGAUGGCGGCGGUCGGGGACGUGCCCGUCCGGGUCUGUAACCAGGAAAUUGUCAAAUUUGACUUGGAGAUUAAAGCGGCGGUGCAGGAUAUCAGGGAUUGUCAAGGACCCUUAAAUGUGCUUACAGAACUGAAUGCCAAAGUAAAAGAAAAGUUUCAAUAUUUACGUCUCAGAAUACAGGAGCUUGAGCAGAUGGCCAAGGAACAAGAUAAAGAAUCAGAGAAACAAGCUUUACUCCAAGAAGUAGAGAACCAUAAAAAACAAAUGCUCAGCAAUCAGACAGCUUGGAGAAAGGCAAAUCUAGCUUGCAAAAUGGCUAUAGACAACUCUGAGAAAGAUGAACUGCUGCAAGGAGGAGACCCAUUACGACAAAGAAAAACCACAAAGGAAAGUCUGGCAGAGAAUGCGAGUAAAAUUACAGAGAGCCUGAUGGGCAUUAGCAGGAUGAUGUCUCAGCAGGUCAAGCAGAGUGAGGAGACCAUGCAAACUCUGGCCAAUUCUUCACGAACCAUCCUGGAUGCGAAUGACGAAUUUAAGUCCAUGUCGGGGACAAUACAGUUGGGACGAAAGCUCAUUACAAAAUAUAACCGCAGGGAACUGACAGAUAAGCUACUCAUUUUUCUCGCUCUGGCCUUAUUUUUGGCCACUGUGCUCUACAUCCUGAAAAAGAGACUUUUUCCAUUUUUGUAAAAUUCCAAAGUAUGUCGACUACCAAAUAUGAAAGACCAGAAAAGAAGAUGGGGUAAUUAUAAUGAGGUUCAGCGUAACUGGGAUCUAAUGCUGUUCUAGCUGAAAGAGGGUUAAAGCAGACCCGUCUUUAUAUUGUAUAAAUGGAGUACAAUAUCUGGCUAAGCAAACAUGCUUGCACAGGUAGGUGCAGGAGCAGAAAGAAUGAGGUGGACAGAAGUAACAUGCAUUUUUCUGCUGUGUUAGGGAAACAGACAAGCACUUGGUGAUCCAGACACUCCCAGACAGAUGCCAGUCUUAAUCUUCAACCCCUCUCCCAUCUCAGCAUGAAAUAACCUGUUACCUAACAACCUGAUCAAAGGGUGACUUAUGAGCUAUAUGUAAGGUGUUGAGAAUUAAGCUGAGGAUUGUGAGGAGAGAAAAGAAGACGGAAGCAAAUAAACAAAAACUCAAACUUAGAUACAUUCCUUUAAUAAACUAUUUAUUGUAUGUGUA